GUUAACAUCCAAACAAAACAGAACGCUUGAAAUAAAAUCAAAUCAAAAUAAUCAAUAAAAAUGUGGUUAUAGAGUUAAUGAUGACUGAGAUUUGUUGUGGAUGUCUUAACAAUGACCGUAGGAUGGUGAAAAUUGAGGAAUAUAACGCGAAAAAAUGUUUUUUACAAAUUAUAAACGAAAUACCGAAUUCCUAUUCGGAGACACCGCUCCAACUCUGCUACGAAUGUGCUGGUCUCCUCUUUAAAUUUACUAAGUACAAACAGCAGGUGCUGCAAUCAUACAAAGCUCUCAAUAAUUAUGUUCAAAUAGAAUUAACACCGUACAGAAAUUUAGAAACAAAAUCACUUUUCAACAUAUCAACACCGUACCCACAAACCGAUGAAAUACGAACAAUAGAAGUAAUAAAGACAGAGUUUAACACAGAUGAAUACUUAUCUGAUAUAAAAGAAGAAAGAGAUGUAUCCAAUGAUGAUGAGCCACUAAUAAGGGUAAAGAAGAGAAAGAAAAAGAACGGUCACAUUAAGAAGGAGAUAGACGAUGCUCAGUUUGUGGAAGUGGAAUUGAGCAAAGACGAGAUAUUGGAGGAAAUUAAACAGUUGGCAUUGAGAGAAGAUUAUGUGAAUGCUAUGUUUCAAUGUGAAAAGUGUGUUACAUCGUUCCCCAAUGCCGAUGAUCUUGCCGACCAUAUUAGUCUAAAACAUAAAAUGAAUUCGUCAAAAUAUAAAUGUACGAUAUGCGAAUGUUCGUUCUCCUCGGAGGUUUCGUAUAAUUAUCACACAAACAAACACACACGCAGGUACCAGUGCGUCGUAUGUAGCGAGAGGUUCGUCAGCAAGAGGGGUGUUCUCAAACAUUACAAUAUGGUACAUUGUCAUAGAACCAAUGUGGAGUUCGACUAUGAUAAUAAUACUGACAAUUGUGAUAAUGAAACCCCUCAACACCAAGAUCCAAGCGCGCAAGACGACCAGCCCUCGUUUCCCUGUGAGUUCUGCGGGAAGACAUUUAAAUGGCGAACGUCGCUCCGUAAACACUUGGAGACUCAUCGCAUUGAAACUGGAGAGAAGAGGAAGCCUUAUUGUGCGCCUUGCAGACUUUCCUUCACAACUACAUCGAAUCUACAAAAGCAUGUCCGUACGAGUUCCAAACAUCAAAUCCAACUGAAACUGAGAAAGCUAACGGAAUCUCUACCGGAGCUGACCGGUCAGGACCGGCACAAGGCCCAACUGGAGAUCAGGAAGUCGGUGAACAAGUCGAGACAUCAGUUCCCUUGCACUCAGUGCGACAGAAGAUUCCUUUGGAGGGGGAAUUUGUUGAGGCAUAUGAACAGCCAUGCAGCCAAAGCAAACGGUGAUCUGAUCUGCAAGCCAUGCAACAGGACGUUCUCCUCCAUAGCGACCUAUCAGCAGCACAUGAAGAUAAGCAAGAAACACGUAUCGGAGAAUGAUUUCAAAUUCAUGUGCAGCGAUUGCGGCAAAAGAUUCCCGACCAAGUCUCGUCUGAGGGAUCACAUUAACUGGGAACAUCUCAAGAACUAUGUGUAUAGCUGCGACGAGUGUCAAAAGGUGUUCAAGACGAGCAACUCCGUGUAUCAUCACAAACAAGUCCAUAAGAAAGAUGUCGUUGAACAUCUCUGCGAUCACUGCGGGAAACCGUUUCCGAACCAAGCCAAGCUGCGCAGCCACAUCCUCGGGCUGCACAGUCGCGCCGCCGCGCACAAGUGUGGCACGUGCGGCGCGCGCUUCUCGUGGCACUCGUGUCUGUCGCGACACGUGCGGCAGAAGCACGCCAAUAAAAAAGACUGACCUCU
Messenger RNA from Nymphalis io (European peacock), 1807 nucleotides. RefSeq names its product zinc finger protein 43-like. The transcript has 12 exons. The record is from RefSeq and is a predicted model, not a curated record. Gene Ontology annotation, biological process: regulation of DNA-templated transcription. Gene Ontology annotation, molecular function: DNA-binding transcription factor activity, RNA polymerase II-specific; RNA polymerase II cis-regulatory region sequence-specific DNA binding. NCBI's taxonomy places the organism in Eukaryota, Metazoa, Arthropoda, Insecta, Lepidoptera, Nymphalidae. The coding region runs from base 78 to 1802 and encodes 574 amino acids.